This is a messenger RNA of Anarrhichthys ocellatus (wolf-eel), 4210 nucleotides long. RefSeq names its product 1-aminocyclopropane-1-carboxylate synthase homolog (Arabidopsis)(non-functional) (gene accs). The record is from RefSeq and is a predicted model, not a curated record. Lineage: Eukaryota; Metazoa; Chordata; Actinopteri; Perciformes; Anarhichadidae. Gene Ontology annotation, biological process: amino acid metabolic process; biosynthetic process. Gene Ontology annotation, molecular function: pyridoxal phosphate binding; transaminase activity. The coding region runs from base 830 to 3733 and encodes 967 amino acids. The transcript has 15 exons.
UAUAUUUACCUACAAAGCUUAGAUUAAUGUUUUGCUAAUGGUAAGACAGAACUUUUUUAUUAAGAAUAAUGGUUGUUUGCGUUGAUUUCAACCCGCUAUCGUCGUUAUUUUGUCGUUAUACGGGAUUACUGUGCUGCGUUUAUACACAAAACACACAUACUUGUUUUCCAGAUAGCCCAUUAGAACAAUUGUUCGUAGCUCUGUGUGUGACCGCCAUCUUCUGGAUAUCUCUUCAACUCGCACACGUGGGUGACAAAGCACACCGCACGGUAGAGGGGGCCAUAGCACAUCCUGGUCUGACUCGCAUAUGUGUCCUCUACCCGUCACACAGCCCGCUUUCAGCAGCUCCCCCCUAGCACGGACCAAAGUUAUCCCGGAAUAAGGAACAGCACGCAUGUGCCGUCAACCCGGAUGUAGAUGUUUUUGCACGCGUCCAUUCCACUGGCUGUAUGCUCAAUUCCCCAUAUUGCCAAGUUAUGACAAAUUCGCCCUCGAUGAAGUGUAUAUCUUACCAAGUUUAAACAAAGCUCUGCACAUUUCAAACCGGGCUAACCAGCCGUGACAUGUCUGUUGUGCCUACGCGGCUGUCACAUCUGAGUGACAGCCCCGAAACAAUCCGCUCCCGAAGAGCUACACUUUUGAUUUACGGUCAGAGAACACAAGUGGGUAAAUACCGUGCGUUUACUGUGUAAAUAAACUGUACAUCAAGAAUAACACGUGACCCGUUUAAGCAACGGGUCUAGGUGUUCCGAGGCAGAGGUGGCCGCUCGUGUUUCUUCAUCUUAUCCCGCCGUCUUGUGUUGCAGAAUACUUCCUGUAACUUGAGACGAUGGACUUCCGCGGCAGGAGGCACGAGCGAGGCAGCAACUGGACCGACCCGGAGAUAGUGGAGCUGCUCCAGCUGUGGUCCGACGAGUCGGUCCAGAUUGAGUUGGAGAGCUCAUUGCGCAACCAGCGGGUGUUCGACCGCAUAGCGCACGUUUUGCGCGAGAAGGGCAUCUACCGUACCGGUGACCAGUGCAGGGAGAAGAUCAAAAAGAUGAAGCUGGAGUACCGCCGCAUUAAGGACAACCACAAAAUGAGGUCUUGGAAGUUCUAUGACGUGAUGGACAGGGUGCUGGCGAACCGGCCGGCUGUUACCUACUCCUCCAUGGGCGGAGCUGUCAUAGCUCAACAGGUGUUUCAGAGCCAGGGUGGGCCAGAGGUGUACCUGCAAGGAGCUCCAGCAGGCGCCUUUGGUCCCACUUCCUCGGGUGGGUUUCUGUUUGGUCAGCCUCCGAAAGCUGGCGAUCCGCUGGAUAUUAAAUGUGAAGAUGUUGAGGAGAGCAUGCUGAACUCCGGUGUCGCUCCCCCCGAGAUGUACUAUGGAUCUGGAGAUGACCAGGAAACUGAUGGGCAGUCUCUACUGGGGCCGGAGGACUCCCUGGGUCGAGGAGAGAGCUCAACAAAUGCAAGAAUCUCACCGUCAGGUUUUAAUGAUCUCGACAUCUGUUCUGUCACGGCUACCACCCACGCUGUUGGUGGCCCUGUGCCACGGGACACAUCUGAGCAGCGCAGUAAGACGGCUUCUCACCCCCCAACAUCUGUGAGACAGAGGAAGCGACGCCUGGGUGGUAAAACCUCCUGGAGCCAUGGGGGUGCAAGAUGCGGAGGUCAAAAGAGCCUGGAUAAAGCCUUGGCCAGCUUCCUGAAGUGGCAGCAGUCGGCAGAGGAGCGCCUCCUCUCCCUGGAGGAGGCGCGGCUGGAGAAAGAGCUGGAGGCCGAGGAGCGCAGGGAACAGCGGGAGGAGAGGAGGGCGGAGCAGGAGCGUCAGCAUGAGCUCCGCCUCUUCAGCAUACUCACGGGGGCGUUGGCUGCUGCCAGACAGAGCGCUCCGACCGCCACGACAGCACCGACCGACCCAACCGUCUCACCCCUGGCUCAUCUGUCGACCACACCCGCCAUCUCUGUCUCGUUAUCUCCCACUACGCAGGCGGCUUCUUCUCAGGAAACCGUAAAAUCAACACCGUCUACAUCUGCAAAGGAUUGCGAAAUGUCCCAAAGUGUUUUGGCAACUCCGCGAGGUGCAGAGUCUCUCGGCCGCAGCGUGUACCUGUCUAACCGGGGUAACAGUAUCCGACAAAAUCAAGGCAUACUCCAGCAGAGCUAUGCUCAAUAUGCAACAGACAAACACCACGACACAGAGAACCCAGAUGGUAUAAUCAACAUGGCUACCAGUGAGAACAAGCUCAGCUAUGAUCUCCUUCAUAAACGGCUGACCAAGCCUGACAUGCUAUAUAUUGGCCCAUCCUUGUUGCAGUAUUCAGACUGGAGGGGACACGCAUUCCUGAGAGAGGAAGUGGCAAAGUUCAUGACUCACUACUGCUGUUCUCCGAACCCGCUGAAGGCUGACAGCGUUGUGGUGAUGAAUGGCUGUAGUUCCAUCUUCUCGUGUAUUGCUGCAGUCAUUUGUGACCCUGAAGAUGCCAUUCUCAUCCCUACUCCUUUCUACGGCGUUAUCACCGAGGAUCUACACUUGUAUAGUGAUGUAAAAGUCUUCCAUGUUCCUCUUGACUGUGAGGCCGAUGGCAAAGGCAGUCGACCCUUCCACCUCACUGUGGGCAAACUAGAAGAAGGGCUUAAAAGGGCCAAACAAGAGGGUUUGACUAUCCGAGCUGUUAUACUGAUGAACCCCCACAACCCUCUGGCUGAGAUCUACACCCCGGAGGAGAUGAUUGCCUUCCUGGAGUUCGCCAAAAGACAUCAGCUCCACGCUAUCGUUGAUGAAAUAUACAUGCUGACGGUCUUUGAUGGACCUGUUGCCUUUCACAGUGUCCUCAGUAUAGACAGUCUGCCCGACGCACAGAGGACACAUGUAAUGUGGGGGCUGAGCAAAGAUUUUGCAAUGGCAGGAACCAGACUGGGCACUCUGUACACUGAGAACGCAGACCUCGUGGAGGCUAUGGCCCAGCUGGGCUCCUUCCACGGUGUCUCUGGAACAACCCAGCACCAAGUAGCACAACUGCUUCAGGACAGAGAGUGGAUCAGUGGCGUUUUUUUACCCGAGAACAGAUGCAGACUGAAAGCUGCUCACAGUUACCUGACAGGAGAGCUGCAGAGUAUGGGCGUCCCCUGCCUGGAGAGACCUGCUACACUGUAUGUCUGGGCCGACCUCCGAGAGUACCUCAGAGAGUCGACGUUUGAGGAGGAGUUGCGUCUGUGGAGGCAUUUCCUCAGACACAAGGUGGUGUUGACCUGUGGUCAGGCCUUCUUCUGCUCCACGCCCGGCUGGUUCCGCAUCGUCUUCGCACACCAGCAGCACCACCUUCAGCUCGGCUUGAAGCGAAUUAGGGAGGCCUUGAAUCAAAUCAAAGAAAAAAGCACCAGCCCUUUUUCACUCUCUAUCAAAGAAGCCAGUGAGGAAGGCAACAAAUCAGUGAAAGAGGACAGUGCCGAUUCAGACAAUGCUGCGGUUGUCAAUUCAACAUCAUCACCCCAGAGCAAGUCAUCGGACCAGGAGAAGGAGAAGGACAGCCCUGUUCCUGACACAGGCUCGCUGGCCACUGAGGAGUUUGUGUUGCUGGACUGCCAGGCAUCCAAGCCCGCUGACAGCCUGGACUCUCUGAUUGGCACUCUCAGGCACCAGAUCCACGCCUCCGAUUGGCUGGAGAAAAACACUCCAGAUCUGUCGGCUGGGGAGGACCCAGAGAUUCUUGAUGUAUUCAAGACCCUGCUGCAGAGAGCCAGAAAGUAAGCUUCGGAUAAACAGGCACGAAUGUAGCUGCCAAAUUUCAAGAGGCGGCCCUUCAGCGUCCUUCUUAGUCCCUGCGCUUAUGGUGAAAAGCUUGACACAAACACCUGACGCAAAGUCAAAUCUGAUGGCUGAUCUUUAGUGAAGAGGAAACAUUAGCUGAGAGCAGGGUAAAGAGGAGGAAAGGGUUAGUACUUUUCUACCUGCAUCUCUAGGCCUUAUUCUUAAACUGCUAGAGGAGACGGCCUUGUUUUUUUUGUAAUCCAGACUGUAUCCAGAAUUUAUGUUUAUUUACUCCAACUCAGUGAAUGCCAAAAUGUCAAAAUCAACCAAAAUCAAUCACACGCUAUAGUUAAACAUUUUAAUCGUAAUCUGGAUUACACAUCUUUAUAGUUUGAUCAGAUGCACUUUAUUUUGUCAGAAAGUUUUGUACUUUCUGUAAAUGUAAUGAUCUGUAAAUAAAGGAAUGUAUCGAUUCUU